AAGAGCUCAUCUAAAAAAAGGUAAGAGGCACCUCUUUUAAAAGAAAGCCUUUAGUGUAAAGUAUUGGGUAGAGGAUACGGGGGUCGGCCACUGGGUACCUAUCUGAAUGACGGGAUCCAUAAGAGUUGAGUAAGUAAGAUGCAUGCAUGUUAUUCUAUUUUGUAUGUUUAUAAGAAGUAAGUUAUUGUAUUGUAUGGUAUUGUCAGAAGUUGCAACUAAGUUGAGUACAUAGCCUAACCCGCUAUUGUAGAGUACAUAGCCUAACCCGCUAUUGUAGAGUACAUAGCCUAACCCGCUAUUGUAGAAUACAUAGCCUAACCCGCUAUUGUAGAUUUGUGUUUUGUGUAGAGGAGAAUAAGAUGGGAAAUCUUUUCUCCAGAGUUACCCCGGGGUCCCCUCUAGAAACCAUGAUUAAGAAGCAUGGCAAAGAGAUGGGAAAUAUAUGUAUAAAUGGAAAUUAGCCUCAGAAUCAGAUGAGGAUAAUUUUUGUUGUUGACCCUCACAGGGAUCUUUAAAUAUGGAAUCCUUAAAAGGACUCUGUAUGAAUUUAAAGAAAGACAUGUCACAUGUCUCCAAAAAUGAAUGGAGAGUGUUUUGUAUGUGGUUUAGGGAAGGUUUCAAAAUCUGGAGAAAGCAUAAUGAGUCUGCUCCAUUUGAAAACUCCCAACACCCUCAGGCGGCCGCCAGUUCCCUUUAUCCUGUUAGGAAGGAGGAAACUGAUAAAAAAACUGCAGAAAGAAUCUCAGAAUGUUGUACUUGUUGAUAAGUUAUAUCCUCCAUUGCUUACUAACAAUGAUAUGACUAUUGAUGAUUUGAUAUUUAAUCCUCCCCCUUAUAAUCAUGUUGCCCCUGGAGCUGAUGCUCCUGUUCUCAUUCCUGAACCUGUUCUCACCCCUCCCCAUUCUGUCUCAACACCCUUUUCAUCUCUAUCACCCUUAUCCCAAUCUACUGCUUCCCCUCCUCCUCUGCACCCAAUUUCCCCUCCUCCUUCUAUUGAUGUUAAACACCCAUAUGAUUUAAGAAAUACAGAUAAAACUGUUAAAGUAAAACAGAUUGCUUCGAGCACAGAAAGCAUGUAUCCUAUGAGAGAAAUAGGACAAAGGGAUAAUGCUGUUGUUCCCUUUACCAUGCAUCACCCUUUGGCACCGGGAGAACUGUUAGUUCUAAAACAACAAUUUCCCCAUCCUGGAGAUGAUAUUACUAAAUUUUGUGAUGUUUUGAAAGGACUGAUGACUGCUUAUGACCCUGUUAAACGAGAUUAUGAUCAAUUGUGGCAGAUUAUUUUAACCAGUGCAGAGUUUACUAGUUUUAAAGCAGCGUUUCCUAAAGUAGUACAUGUCUUGAAUUGGGAUACAGAUGUUGAAUUGGUAGAGCGCAAUGCUGCCGCACGCAAGACAUUGAAUGAUAAUAUUAUUAAAGCUUUUGUUGAAGGAUUUCCUCAGAACACUGACUGGACUAAGAUUAACACUGCUUUACAGGGUAAAAAUGAAAGUGUUGAAGAGUUUGCGGAUAGAAUUAAAAAGUUGGUGAAAGCAUAUAGUGGUGUGAAUGACCCAGAGAGAAACGCAGAACCUAUGAUAGUUGCUGCAUUUGUGAAAGGAUUGUUACCAGAGGUAAAGAAGGGAGUAAAAAGAGUGGUGAUUGGUUGGAGUUUAAAAGAUGUGGUCUCUGCUGCAAAGCAUUUUGAGAAAUAUAAAGAGGAUUCUAGAGAAAGGCAGAGAGUUGCUGAAGUUAAGGAGUAUAGAGCUGCAAUGAGAGCAGUGGUCUCUGCUUCACAGCCUGUGGCUGGAGGGGGAAGUACUGAUCAGUUGGUGCAGCAACCUGGAGGAAACGUGACAUGUUACAAUUGUGGCAAACUUGGUCAUAUGGCUAGGAAUUGCAAAUUCCCAAAAAAGAAUGUGAAUAAUGGUGAAGGUUAUAGCUUUGACAGACGGCAGUUCUCUAGUGCAACCGGUCAACAGAAAGCAAAGUGGGUACCCCCACUAUACAGACAGGACAGUAAUGUACGAGAUUGA
Messenger RNA from Spea bombifrons (plains spadefoot toad), 2015 nucleotides. RefSeq lists its product as uncharacterized. The transcript has 2 exons. Lineage: Eukaryota; Metazoa; Chordata; Amphibia; Anura; Pelobatidae. Gene Ontology annotation, molecular function: nucleic acid binding; zinc ion binding. The record is from RefSeq and is a predicted model, not a curated record. The coding region runs from base 567 to 2015 and encodes 482 amino acids.